GUUCUCUUCUCCAUCGGUGUUGUUUCCAGUCCUGACGUGGAGCCGUGCAUGGCUCGUGUAUUAACGCCAGGAUCGCCUCUAGUGCAUCAGUCGUGUGUUUACCGCGGAGCCCAGGAUUCCGAUCUCUGCAGGUGGUCUACACACACACAGAUGGACUAGUCGGAGAGAGGUUAUUAGAGAGCCAACUACAACAUCUACCAUCGGACUAAUCAUUAACCUGAAGGAACACCCACCCCGGCUAAUUCAUAUAUGAAUCGAACAGUUUGUUCCCCUCUAUAGCUCAUUGUUGAACUUAAUGGCUUCAGACACUUGUUUGCAUCGUUGGAACUUGCUUCCACUGGGAUUUACUCUCCCGUCGAAAGAAAAAAAAGACGUUAAGCGUUAACCGUCAACUCUUCCAUACAGAAAGCAUCGUCAGAUCCCCCGCAAACAGCGACACAGGGAGAAACAGAGAGACAUAUAGAGAGACACAGAGACUCACAGAGAGACACAGAGAGACAUAUAGAGAGACACAGAGAGAGAGACACAGGGACUCACAGAGAGACACAGAGAGACAUAUAGAGAGACACAGAGAGAGAGACACAGAGACUCACAGAGAGACACAGAGACACAGAGAGACACAGAGACACAGAGAGAAACGCUGCCUGCCAUCGACGGGGAGGGGGUGCAUGGGUACAUGUGGUUUGCAUUCCCCAUCCUUCUCCGGUGCUGCGGGCUGUUAGUCAGACCGGAGCCAUGCUGCAGGGCCAGGGCCUGCUGAAGAGCCGCUGCUGCCUCCUGCUCAGCGAGCUCAGGGUGCUGCUGCUCGGGCCGCACGCCCCCUCCACGCCGCUGCCCCCCUCCCACGUCCUCACCCCUGUCGGCGGGGGACAGGCGGAAGACCACCAGGCCGCCAGCGGGGGCGGCGUCCCAAUGGGGGCCACAGUCUCGGACAACAACAACACGUUGGUGCGGGGCCACCAUCAGCCGGCGGGGGGGCCCGGGCCGGGCUGGGUGGACGCGGCGGAGCUGUCGGCGGCGCUGCGCGUGUGCAGCUCCUCCCCCGAGGAGCGCACCAAGGGCCGGCUGGAGGAGAGGUACUCCAUGAGCAGCUUCAGCGAGAGCGGCUUCAGGACCCCCGUGUGCAGGAUCUGCUUCCAGGGGCCCGAGUAUGGGGAGCUGCUGAGCCCGUGUCGGUGCUGCGGCUCGGUGCGCUGCACCCACCACCCCUGUCUCAUCAAGUGGAUCAGCGAGCGAGGGUCCUGGGCCUGCGAGCUCUGUUACUAUAAGUACCAGGUGAUCGCCAUCAGCACCAAGAACCCCCUGCAGUGGCAGGCCAUCUCCCUGACGAUGAUCGAGAAGGUGCAGAUCGCGGCGGCCGUCCUGGGCUCUCUGUUCCUCAUGGCCAGCAUCUCCUGGCUGGUGUGGUCGUCCUUCAGCCCCUCGGCGCGCUGGCAGCGGCAGGACCUGCUCUUCCAGAUCUGCUACGGGAUGUACGGCUUCAUGGACAUCGUGUGCAUCGCGCUCAUCAUCCACGAGGGCCCGUCGGUGUUCCGUAUCUUCCACCGCUGGCAGGCAGUCAACCAGCAGUGGAAGGUCCUGAACUAUGACAAAUCUCAGGACCGCGAGGACCUGAAGGACCCGGCCGCCGGCGACAGGACUCUCUCUCCGCCGGGUCCGGGGGCAGACUCCCAGCCCCCCGGGGUGGGGGCGUCCUCCUCCACCGUCUCCCUGAUGGUUGGGGUCUCCUCACCCCCGGGCUCCACCGUGACGUCCGGUGGGAGGGCGGGACCCCAGGGCAACCCCUGCGAGGCGGCCGGACCCCCGGACCAACAUGGCCCCUACAACAUCCUCAACCUGCUCAGCCACCUGAGGGCGCCGGAGCCCCGCGGCCCACCAAGCGCCCCCCCCGGCGACGCCCCGCGGGAGCUGGUCAUGAGGGUCACCACGGUCUGAGGGACGUGGCCCCGUCCCGGAGGACGCUGACUGAGGGGGAAGAGGAGGGGCGGCCCGGACCCGACUGCGCGGGAGGACCCGACCGCCAUGUCGUCUGUGAAGUGCAUCUGGGAUGUCCGGGAUUGAAUAAAAAUCUUGUUGUUUUAUUUGUA
Messenger RNA from Gadus macrocephalus (Pacific cod), 2087 nucleotides. RefSeq names its product membrane associated ring-CH-type finger 4b (gene marchf4b). The transcript has 4 exons. The coding region runs from base 736 to 1935 and encodes 399 amino acids. Lineage: Eukaryota; Metazoa; Chordata; Actinopteri; Gadiformes; Gadidae. The record is from RefSeq and is a predicted model, not a curated record. Gene Ontology annotation, molecular function: ubiquitin-protein transferase activity; zinc ion binding. Gene Ontology annotation, biological process: protein ubiquitination.